AUGCCGCAUGAGGUUCAAUAUGCAGAUGGAGUUUCAUCUAUUGGCUUGCUGGUCAGAGACUCCUUUCCACUCCUUCUCACCACUGGUUUGUCCAAACCCACUCUCACCUUCGGGUGUGGAUUUGAUCAAAGAGUUCCACCUUCUACCGUGCCUAAUGUUGUUGGCAUCCUUGGUCUUGGCCGUUCGCCACUGACAAUUGCAUCACAGCUACGAGCACAGAGUCUAAUCCAAAAUGUCUUUAGCCAUUGUUUAGGCAGCCGAGGUGGGGACUACUACUCGCCGGGGUAUGGAGAUAUCCUCUUUGAUGGGAAGGUUACUCCUAUAAAGCAUCUUGACGUGGUUUUCGACUCCGGGAGUACCUACACCAUUUUUGCUCCCCGUGCAUAUACAGCUACACUUGCUCUGGUGAGGAAUAGUUUAAGGGGAACUCCACUAAGAUCAAUCAAUGACACAUUCCUCCCAGUCUGCUGGAAAGGCCCAAAACGCUACAGAGUUGUUGGUGAAGUCAGGAACUACUUCAAGCAAAUGGCACUCCUCUUUUCAAGAAUCAACAAUGGUCAGCAGCUUCAAUUGCCUCCAGAAGCUUAUCUUAUCACCUCAGCGAGCAAUCUAGCUAGCAGCUUUUUCU
Molecule: messenger RNA, 628 nt
Organism: Ilex paraguariensis (yerba mate)
Lineage: Eukaryota; Viridiplantae; Streptophyta; Magnoliopsida; Aquifoliales; Aquifoliaceae
Source: the annotation of a GenBank genome assembly